CCAGCGGGGCAGAGAAUGAAGGAUCAUCAAUCCAGCGACCAUCAGCUCUGCUUUAGAUCAUCCAAUGACAAACAUUUAUAAUGCAAAUAAUAAACAUGAAGGUCAAAGAAUAUACCAAAUAAAUCUUGAAAAAGAUUCAAGCAAUAAAUACAGUUUUGAGCCACUUGGGGGCAGCAGAACAAGCUGCUCACACAACAAUGGCCUAUUAUCAUCUUACGUUAUACGGUGUGAGGUUGGGAUCAUGAGGGGAGGCGUGGGGGCCCGGAAAUAAAGAACAACCAAAUAUUCAUAAACUUAAAGACUUGUAUUGAUAAAAAAAACGUAAAUCCGACAACAAACCGUCGCUACCAAAAAUCGCUUUUGUCACGAUUCUCGUUCCCUUCCUCCUCAACCUCACGUCAGCCUCUCCUUUUCUGCUCUUCAAGAACCAAUCAGCUUCAUUCCCCUCCGCUGGGCAGCCGCCUUGGACCAAGCUGCCUUGCCUCCUCUGGGAGUUCUUGCAACCCUUGGGUGGGAUUGUACCUCCCAUUGAGGACCUGACCUCUCAGGACAUAACAAUUGCAUAUGGACCACCUAGCAGUUACAGAACUACAGGUCCAUGUGAUGUCAGUUCAAUAUUCUCUCUCUUUUAGUACAUGUAUUGUAUAACCUGCUCAUGCUCUACUGAGUUUGCCAGCUGGUUUCUCACCGUGUGAAACAGAGAAAAGGCUCAAAGGCCAAAUCAAUGAAGGAAAAAAUGCAAAACACUGGGAGGAACUGGAGAGUUGGUGGAAAGUCUCUGUGACCACUUUUCAUUCCAGGGGAAAUGGAUUGAUGAACAUUUACAAUGUUGAAGUUAAAUAUGUCUGAACAAAACAAUGCCUCAAAUAGUGAGUAUGGAUCUUAAACAUUCCUUGUUGGUCCGACUCAACCCCCGGCCCCCCUUUAUCCCCCCUGGUGGGAUGCUGCUGACAGAGGACCUUUGCAGAGUGAAUGAAAUGAGGAAGUGAAGUAUUUCUGUCAAUGUCUCGUCAGUCAACACUUCUGUGUUCUGCUUUUGUAACCAUGUGUUACUCCGGCAGUGGACUUUCCCCACUCAGCUCAUGUUGUUUGAAAAAAUACAACAUAGUAACAGGAGUAAGCUUUCAGUGUGGAGAUGUUAUUAAAUAGAGUUUGGAGGGAAAAAUCUAUUGUCUGCAUAGAAGAAAUUGAAUGACGUUUGAGCUGCCUGCAGAUGUGCUGAGGCCAAAGCAGCGUUGUGCCGUCACAAGGAAGGAGCUGGCGGCGCGUCUCACUGCACCCCCUGUUGCCCACCUCAGGCACAGCUGUGACACUAAGGUGCAGCAGUUGAUGAAAGCAGCGAGAAGUGGUACCAGAAGCGGUGUAAAAAAGACCAAGUUAGCCAUGAUUCGCAAAGUGUCAUUUCUGCAGAGAAAAGAUUCCACAGGUGAGGUAAAGGAUGAUGCAGGUUACCUGGAUGUGUCUUUGUGUGAGUUGAAGCACCCUCCACCCCAGCUGUGCCCGAUGCCAGAGGGGCUCAGCAGUCAGCAGGUGGUCAGACGUCUCAUCCUCAACUCCAUUUUGCAGAGUGAAAGCAGCUACCUGGACUCUCUCAACAGAAUCCUCCAGGAGUACCAGAGGCCUUUGUUGGAGCCGCAGAACUCGAUCCUAAACCCCAAGAAGGUGCGGGGAAUAUUUUAUCGUCUGCAGGAGAUCCAUCAGUGCCACUUCAUGUUCCAAAUCGCCUUGGCAUCCCGCGUGGCUGAGUGGGAUCACAGCGAGACCAUCGGAGACCUGUUCGUUGCCUCGUUCUCUAAGUCCAUGGUGCUGGAGGUGUACAGUGACUACAUCAAUAACUUCACCAACGCCAUGACACUGAUCAAGAAAGCCUGCGUGUCUAAACCUGCUUUCCUGGACUUUCUGAAGAAGAAGCAGUCGUCCAGUCCAGACAGAAUCACUCUGUACGGCCUGAUGGUCAAACCCAUCCAACGCUUUCCUCAGUUCAUUCUGCUGCUACAGGACAUGCUGAAGAACACUCCAAAGACCCACAUGGACCGGCUGCCCCUGCAGCUGGGUCUCACUACGCUGGAGAGCCUGGCAGAGGAGCUCAACGAACAGAAGCGGCAGGCGGAUCAGGAGGCUGAGAUCCAGCAGUUAGCCUGCAGUGUGGGGGACCGCAACCUCACCAAGCUGCUGAACUCGGACCAGAGGCAGCUGAUUCAGUGUGAGCUGCUCACUGAAGUUGUUUAUGGUGAUAAAGGUCAAGUUGUCAAGUCGAAGGAGCGGAAGGUCUUCCUCCUCAACGACACCCUGAUCUGUGCCAACGUAAACCUGAAGGGUCCCCCCGAUAUCAGCAGCCUGGUUCCUAUUGGUCCCAAGUACACGGUGAAGUGGUGCGGCCCCCUGCUGCAGACGCAGGUGGUGGAGGUGGGACAGGACAGGCAGCAGAGAAGCAACAGUGUCAUCACAGCUAGACUCCACAGCCCAACCCCCAGCACCACUGGUAAAGUGUACCUGGGUCCUCCCAGACUGUACCAGGAGCUGCAGGAGCUGCAGCAUGACCUGGCUGUGGUGGAGGAGGUCUCACUGCUGGUGGGCACGCUUCACGGGACCUACCAGAAUCUAAACACCACAGUGUCUCAGGACUGGUGUCUGGCUCUGCAGAGGCUCAUGCGGCUGAAGGAGGAGGAGAUCCAGAAUGCCAACAAGUGUCGCCUGCGUCUGUCCAUACCAGGCAAACCUGACAAAUCUGGUCGCCCAGUGAGCAUCAUUGUUGUCUUCAACACUCCCAGCCACCUCAGUAAGAUAACCUGGGUGAACCGGCUUCAUCUCGCCAAGAUAGCCCAAAGACAGGAAAACUCUCCUGGGUGGGAAUAUGCCGAAGAAGACGUGAAGACAAAAGCUCCAAUUAGUUGUCCACUAUUAACCUGCAUUCUUCCUGUCUUCUUCUCCGAAACACACUCACUGAAGCUGGAGGCAGCUCUUCACAGCCCAUCCCAGUCCAGCCUGCUUGGUUUCUGCAUUGCCAGUACGUCUUUACCACAGGGGUACCUCUGGGUUGCAGGUGGAGAAAGAAGCAUCAACAAUGGCCAAGUAGAGAUCUUCUCGCUGAACCGAGCAACUCCUCGCCUGGUCAAGACCGUCCCGCUGAGUUCCCCCGUCCUCUGUCUGGAAUAUGUGAAGGAGCCGUGUCCCAGCACAGAAGAGAGGGAGGCCCAGUCUGCAGCCAAGAUAGGAAACAUCAUCUGUGUUGGUCUGCAGGACGGCAGCAUCUGUGUGUACAGUAGCGUGGACACAGCUGUUCAGUGCCUGUUGACCUUGGUGAACCCUGACCGCAGUCCUGUCCUCUGCCUCAAGCACUCGCUGUCUUUUCUCUUUGCUGGAUUGGCCAAUGGCAAAGUCACUGUUUACCAUAGAAGGGCUGGUGAGCGAUUGUGGGACGUGGAGUCGUGCAGGCGGGUGUCUGUGGGCUGUGAGCCUGUCUGCAGUCUGCUGACACUUGAAGACGCUGUUUGGGCGAGCUGUGCCAACCGGGUCACUGUCAUCCAAGGAUCCAGCCUCCACACACAGAGCUUCGCAGCCCACUCUGAUCCAGGCUGCAGUGUUAGCCACAUGACCCGUUCAGGCGGGGGGGUUUGGAUGGCCUUCACCCAGGGCUCCUCUAUUCACCUGUUUCACACCGAGACCCUGGAACCCCUACAGGAAGUCAACAUCUCCACCCGCACCACCCAUCUGAGACCAGGGCAGGUUAGUGUGUCCAGCUUGCUGAUGUGCCAGGGCCUGCUGUGGGUGGGGACCAGCCAAGGCAUCAUCCUCACCUUCCCUCUGCCCACGCUGGAGGGCAUCCCCAAGAUCACAGGUAAGGGGAUGACGUCUCUGAAUGCCCACUGCGGUCCGGUGGACUUUCUGGUGUCCAGCUCCAGCACACUGGACUCCUUCCUCAACAGUAAUGAGGAGGGGGCGAACCGAGAAGCAGAGGCAGGUCAAGUUGGUGGGGCAGGAGACGAAGAGUCGAAUAAGUGUGAGCAGAGAAGCCUUCAGCUGGACUCAGAAGCUUCUCCACCCAGCGAGGAGAAGCCCAAACGUCUCCUGCUGCAGUAUCGCCUCCACUCCACCUGCCAGCUGCCUGGGAAGCUGCUGUCUGCUCAGCCCGAACAGGGGACCCACCGGGCCCCCACAGGCUCUCUGGAGCACAGCCCGGAGGACGGCUCCAUCUACGAAGUGAGCGAGGACCCGAAUGUGUGGGUCAGAGGACGGCCGGUGGAGCUGUGCAACGAGGGGGAGGUCAGGCGCAAAAAAGUCACCUCGACAGCGAUCUUCUCCGGUGGCAGAAGACACCGCAGGAUAGGACAGAUGUCCUCACCUGGCACCUGCUCAGCCUCCACUGAAAACACUCUGCUGGUGUGGCAGCUGCCUCUGACUCUCAGCCAAUGACAGACAAGCAAUGCUGAACACUGGAUGCCAGUGGUUUGGUUGCUUCACAUCAGACCAAACUCGUUUUGCAAGGUGACGUAUUCUGACCCAGUAAUGCAUUUAAAGGAAGACUGCAGUAUCAUUUUAAGUAAAAGAGGAGCAAGUCAUUCUCAUGUCAUUAAUCCCACUGAAACAAAAUACAGUUUAACACUUGUGAUUAUUCUUUGCAUUGUGUCUUGUUAUAUGCAAAGUUUAGCUUAAAAAAUCUGUAGUUUACCAUCAAACUCUUUUAUUCUUUUCUUUUUGUCUUUUAUUGUCUGCAAGACUCUGACAUGUUUGAAGAGACUCAUCCAUCCCUCAGGAGAAAGUUGGCAAUGAUUCCCUUUUAUUUUCCUUAAAACCGUUGAAUUAAAUAAAAAUCCUGUAUAAGAGGUUGAAACAGGUAGUCCUCUUGAAACUCCUCUUGAAAAGAAGACAAUAUCUUGAUGGACCAUGUCUUUUUCUUCCCUUCUAUUCGAGGGGUAAGUGCUCUAGUGACCUACAGGUCAAAUAAAGGUACAAUUCACAAAAAACCUUGCUCCCCCCAGACCUCGCUUGGACAUUAUUCAUCCAGUUUUAGCUGAUUGUCAUCCCUCCCUGGCUCACACAGGUCAUUGUGAUCUCAUUUAUCCCAUUUUGGACUUCUGAAGCGGGCCAGGUCCACUGAUGGAGGUCUUCUGGAGUGAGCGAAUUAAGAAACAGUUUCAUGCAAGGUCAAUAGGCUGCAAUGCCUUAAGGAUGCUUUGAAAUGAAAAAUCGCAUGGAUGUUGUGUAAUUCAAUGGAUGAUGUGUCACUGAAAGUCUUGACACUGUUGUCGUACAUUGUAUAUUAAAAAGAACAUAUGUAUUGCGAGUACCUGUCCACAAAUGUACUGAAGUAAACACAGGUACCAUCCUGCCGCGAACAGAAUGAAAUGUGGGGGACAGAUUGGGCUUUUGGUGGAGCACAGGGACCCCCCCGACGUGCCUAAUAUGCAGCACAUACAUUGUAAAUGCACCUGUUGGGGAUUUAGUUUUCUGCUUAAAGUGUUUAGUGUUAGAAGUGUACUUUGUACUGUUAGAUAUUAGUUAUUACAUUAGCAUGUUGGAUGAAACCAUUUAUAGUCAUUAAAGUCAUAUCAUCACUGUACACAAUAACAUCCAUGUAAUGUAACCUGCAGAUGGAUGCUUAUUGCCAUCAUUUUUUAAAUCAAGAUGUUUUUUUUCUUCUCCUGUCAGGUAGUGAAUGAGCAGAGCAUGUAAGACAGCCCUGUGAGGCAUAGAACUAACAAUGAUCAAAUGUUACGUUAUUAUACAUGCUUUGUUAUUUUUACAUGCAGAAGCUUAAAGCCAAAGGUGAUCAUUGGAUGUACUGCAGUGUUAAGUGAACAGGAAUCGGUCAGGUCAGUGGGGGAUUUCCGAUGGAGCCAGGAGGGAGUCAUGUGAUGCAGCCGUAGCUGAGAGGGAGGAGCUGGGUCCACCCAUCGAACCUCUAUCUUCCAGUGGGGUGGAGUCCAAGCCCCAAACAACCUUGAACUAUAAAUAUUCAUCCCUGUUUUAAUAUUACGGAUUGGAACGCUGUUCACGCAUCUCCGUCCCUUCUGGGUUGAUUCAACACGGCUCAAAAUAGCCCCAUCUCUAUAUAAAGCCUCCAUCUCUCCUGCAUUAUGUCAGUUUCCUUUCCUUCUUGCUGUGGUGCAUUUGUUUGCAUGCUUGUUUUUAUUCAUUUUAUUCAUUUGAAUUUCUUAAGUGCUUGUUAUAUAUUUGUUGCAAUGUGAAUUAUCUAUGUAUUUUAUAGAUCUGUUGUCAAAAUGUCCUUUAAUCUCUUGUUUGUGUAAAUAUUUUGAGGGAAAUUGUACAUUUCGAUAAUUAUGAACUAAAGCAAAACCAAAUGGACAAUCUGCCUUAGUAUAAAAAUAUAUUUAUGU
Messenger RNA from Pungitius pungitius (ninespine stickleback), 6338 nucleotides. RefSeq names its product Rho guanine nucleotide exchange factor (GEF) 10-like b (gene arhgef10lb). NCBI's taxonomy places the organism in Eukaryota, Metazoa, Chordata, Actinopteri, Perciformes, Gasterosteidae. Gene Ontology annotation, biological process: actin cytoskeleton organization; positive regulation of stress fiber assembly; SREBP signaling pathway. Gene Ontology annotation, cellular component: cytosol. Gene Ontology annotation, molecular function: guanyl-nucleotide exchange factor activity; protein binding. The record is from RefSeq and is a predicted model, not a curated record. The transcript is spliced from 22 exons. The coding region runs from base 1192 to 4413 and encodes 1073 amino acids.